Messenger RNA from Leguminivora glycinivorella, 3807 nucleotides. Its product is annotated as long-chain fatty acid transport protein 4-like. Bases 177 to 2114 code for a protein of 645 amino acids. Gene Ontology annotation, biological process: triglyceride homeostasis. Gene Ontology annotation, cellular component: endoplasmic reticulum. The transcript has 12 exons. The record is from RefSeq and is a predicted model, not a curated record. Gene Ontology annotation, molecular function: long-chain fatty acid-CoA ligase activity; long-chain fatty acid transmembrane transporter activity. Lineage: Eukaryota; Metazoa; Arthropoda; Insecta; Lepidoptera; Tortricidae.
CCCGGCCCCGGCUCGCCAUUGACGCGCGGCCGCCCGAGGCGCUCACACGGUGGUGUCGGCGCGACACAACGGCGAAACUUGUGUCAAUGGACGCGCGUCAAACGGUGCGACCAGUCGCCCCGGUAGUGCGAUACUAGUGUAUAAUAGUCGCGUGGCCUAUUGGGAUCGUCGCCAGCAUGGACGCGGUGCUGGCAGCGCUCGUGGCGCUCAUGGCACUGGCCGCCGCGAUGGCCGCCGUGCUGAGCACGCUCUCCAAAGCCGCGAUUUUCGCUCUCCUGGCGAUCGCGCCCUGCGUAUACCGCUACAGAAAACGCAUUUACGUAAUCGUCAAGACUCUACCUCGGGAUCUCAAAUUCCUGUGCCGCUACGUGAAAGGCAUCGUCCGGCAGAAGAUAUGGGGCCGGCAGGAUGCCACAGUGGCGGGGCUGUUCACAAAACGCGCGGCGCUCACACCCGACGCGCCUUGCUUCAUUGUCGUCGGAGACAGAACGUGGACCUACAAAGAGAUGGCCGCCAAGUCUAACCAAGUGUCCCGCGUGAUGCAAGAGCACGUGGGCCUGAAGCGCGGCGACGUGGUGUGCGUGUUCAUGCCCAACUGCGGCGAGUACGUGUGGUCGUGGCUCGGCAUGGCCAAGCUUGGCGCCGUCUCCGCGCUCAUCAACAGCAACCUGCGCCACAAGCCGCUACUCCACUGCAUCCAGGUCGCCAAGGCCAAGGCUAUCGUGUUCUCUGACCAGAUGGCUGACGCCGUGGCCGAGGUUCGCAGCCAGCUCCCAGCCGACAUGAAGUUGUUCCAGCUCUACGGCACUCCAGCGCCCGGCGUCCUGGACUUCGGUGCUGAAAUGGAGAAGCACCCGCCGGAAUACCCGCUGGUCACAGAUCCACCACACUACAAAGACACACUGCUUUACAUCUACACCUCUGGCACCACUGGCAUGCCGAAGGCUGCUGUAUUACCCAACUCCAAGUACCUCCUAGUCGUGCUGGCAACAGUGCACAUGCUGGGACUGAAGUCGUGGGACCGCAUGUACAACCCGCUGCCUAUGUACCACACGGCGGGCGGCGUGGUGGGCACGGGCGCCGCGCUCGUCGAGGGCAUCCCGUCCGUCGUGCGCCCGCGCUUCUCCGCGUCCAACUAUUGGACCGAUUGUAUCAACUAUCAGUGCACGGUGGCGCAGUACAUCGGCGAGAUGUGCCGCUACCUGCUCGCGCAGCCGCCGCGGCCCACCGACGCGCAGCAUCGCGUGCGCAUCAUGGUCGGCAACGGCAUGCGCCCGGCCAUCUGGCAGAGCAUCGUCGACAGGUUCAAAGUGCCACAGAUAAAUGAAAUUUACGGCGCCACGGAGGGCAACGCCAACAUAAUAAACGUGGACAACACAGUGGGCGCUGUGGGAUUCCUGCCCAAGCUGCUGCCAGCCAGCGCGCUGCCCAUCGCCGUGGUGCGGGUAGAUGAGCAGGGCACGCUGGUGCGUGGUCCUGACGGCUUCUGCAUCCGCUGCGACCCGGGUGAACCGGGCAUGUUCAUCGGUCUCAUUGCUCAGGGGAAUGCUUCGAGGGAAUAUUACGGUUACGUUGAUAAGACCGACAGCAACAAGAAGCUAGAGCGAGACGUGUUCCGAAAGGGCGACGCGGCGUUCGUGAGCGGCGACCUGCUGGUCGGCGACGAGCUCGGCUACCUGUACUUCCGCGACCGCACCGGCGACACCUACCGCUGGAAGGGAGAGAACGUGUCCACGGGAGAGGUGGAGAAUGCACUCAGCGCUAGCCCCGCGCUCGGGAACAAGGAGGCUGUUGUGUACGGCGUGUCGAUCCCCCAAAACGAAGGCCGAGCGGGCAUGGCGGCCAUCGCGGAUCCCAAGCGUGAGCUGGACCUGGCGCGGCUGGCGCGCGACGUCGACGACUCGCUGCCGUCCUACGCGCGCCCGCUCUUCCUGCGCAUCGUCAACGACAUCGACAUCACCAGCACAUUCAAGAUAAAGAAGCUGCAGUACCAGAAGGAGGGCUUCGACCCGGACGUGAUCCGCGAGCCGCUGUACUUCCGCUCCGGCGCACAGUUCGUGCCCAUCACCUCCGAACUCUUCAAGGACAUCUGCAACGGCCAGGUCAAGCUCUAGACGGCCGAGUCGUGCGCGGGACGCAAACACAUUGGGCUAUGAGCGCGCGACAGUCGCAGUUUCUUAGUUUAUGUAUUUUCGGAUAUGGAUUGCGUUUUUACCAGUUGGUGUCAUGCGACACUUCAUAAAAGCACUAUCGUCGUAGGAACCAACUUUUCAAUAGCAAGUUGGCGUACAUUUCCAGAGUCGAAAUUUAUAUGUAUUUACUAGGAAAUGUCCAACAGGCAACUAGGGAACUAAGAUUUCCAAACAUUGCUGAUUUGUAACUGCGCUUACAACCCAAUGUUAGGAGGCAAGGCGCAUGAGCUUCAUAACCAUGUCUUUUUUUUUGUUAUAUAAGUAGUAUUUUGGUGUUGUUUUCUGUAUGUUUACAAACUCAUGCGCCUCUUCACUCUAUGCGUUAGCACUAUUCUUGCACCGCACUCUUCGAUCAAAGGAUACGAGGUUGAGUUCUGCCGUGAGAGUCAAAGAUUUGCUCCAUUAAUAAUGAUAGUAAAUAUCUAUUGUUAUAAGCCGGUACUUAGCUUUCUUUAGCACGUUUUUUGUGAUUUGGUACAGGGUCGGAGCAGUAGCUAAAUUGAUGUUAACUGAGGCCGUGUUGAAAACGCUGGUCUGAGACCAAAGUGAGGGCGGAUAAUUGAUUUAUACGAUUAAUUGAAGCGGGAUAUAACUAGAUAACACUAUACAUAUUAUAAUGUUUAGGUGAUAUUUUUACGUUGUUAAAUUAUUUAGUUAAAAGCGUUUUUUUCGCACUUCUUUGUGAAAUCCACUAAUAAUAUUCUGAUGCGAUUAGGUUCGGUAAUCGGUAUUUUACGUGCUAGUAAAAUGGUGGUAGAUUAAUUUCCGUGGUUAUCCAUGUUGUUGAUGGUUUGUGAAUGUUGACCGGCGUGGUGUGGCGACGAGCAGUCAAUUAGAUGCGUAGGACAUGUUCACACCUGUUUAUCUCUGUCGCGUAAUUAUUUUUCCUGCAAUAAUAUUACUAAAUAUAUUGAGAGACAAGUACUUGGGUACAACGCAUUUUGUAUACAUAUAAAUAUCCUUUUAAAUAAACACGGCAGUUGGUAUUUUGGUAACGUACAAUAUUCUUCGUUAUUACUUAUAUUUAUCUUAAUUAUUUGCCACCUAAAUGUAAAAGACUACACUUCUAAAAAUGCCACACCCGUAUAAUUAAUAAAAAUCCGUAAUAAGAUAUUAUGAAAUAUUCCAUUUUUUCAAGCCUACAUAAAUCCUAAUCAAUUGAAGCAAUAAAUAUACCACCUAAAACGUUUACUACAUUAUUAUUGACACUAAGAAUGUGAGAACAAAUAUUUAGACUAAUACAAAUAUAUAUAUGUAGAUAAAUUAUAUUGUAGAUAACAUUCCACCAUCUAGUCUCAUAAGCAGUUUUAUUUGGAGGAAAAGUGCACCCUGCAUUCUUAAUGAUAGUUCUUUAAGUUCCUGUUUGAAUUAUAAGGAUUUUGUUUAAUUUUAAGACAGUUAUUUCGAUGGAACGUCUAUUAUAUUGUUUGGAAAUUAUUUUAAAUAACUUUGAACUUGGAAAAACAAAGUGUGACAGUACAAACUUUGUAUGGACAUUCCAUUUAGAUAUCUGUGCCUUGCAACAAAUUGCACAUAGAACACGUACCUAGUGCGCCGUCGAACUACGCUCCGAAUUUGUUAAAUACAUAAGUUGUAAAUAAAUACCUAAAUUAUA